Messenger RNA from Helianthus annuus (common sunflower), 1883 nucleotides. Its product is annotated as organic cation/carnitine transporter 7. The transcript is spliced from 6 exons. The coding region runs from base 149 to 1633 and encodes 494 amino acids. Lineage: Eukaryota; Viridiplantae; Streptophyta; Magnoliopsida; Asterales; Asteraceae. Gene Ontology annotation, biological process: transmembrane transport. Gene Ontology annotation, molecular function: transmembrane transporter activity. The record is from RefSeq and is a predicted model, not a curated record. Gene Ontology annotation, cellular component: membrane.
CGAUCGAUUGACUAGCACCUAACAUGAGUGCUUGUAACCAUGGUGCAGUUAGACUCCCUUCCAAAUCUACCAAUUCUUGUCUGGCACAUGUGCUCUUUCGUCAUCUGUAUUGGGUAACCGUCGGGUUAUCUCUCCACACACGUAACAGAUGGCAGAGCAGACAUCUACAUAUACAUUGGACGAAGCACUUGUAGCCGUGGGAUUCGGCAAGUUUCAAGGAUGGUUGAUCGUUUACGCAGGUCUUGGUUCCAUUGCUGAAGCAAUGGAGGUAAUGAUUCUUUCCUUUAUCGGACCAUCAGUUAAGUCCGAGUGGAAUUUAUCAUCUACCGAAGAGAGCCUAAUAACAACUGUAGUUUUCGCUGGUAUGCUCAUCGGUGCAUAUUCAUGGGGAUUCGUCUCAGAUAACUUUGGAAGGAGAAAAGGUCUUCUGAGUAUAGCUAUUGUGACUAGUGGAGCUUCUGUUCUAAGUGCCUUCUCUCCAAACUAUAUUUCAUUGGUCGUCCUUCGUUGCAUAGGAGGCAUCGGUCUAGGUGGCGGGCCCACUUAUAAUUCUUGGUUUUUGGAAUUUGUUCCCGCUCCAAGCAGAGGCAUUUGGAUGGUUAUUUUUUCGACUUUCUGGACCGUAGGCACAAUUGUAGAGGCCUUUCUUGCUUGGAUCAUCAUUCCCCGUUACGGUUGGAGGUGGUUGCUAGCAAUAUCUGCUAUUCCUGCGUUGGCUACUCUCGUGUUUUAUAAACUUGUACCCGAGUCUCCGAGAUAUCUAUGUUUGAAAGGUCAAACAACGGAAGCCUAUGAUAUACUGAAACAAGCAUCAAUGGUCAACCAAAGUCAACUUCCUUCCGGGAUCCUUCUUUCCGAUCAAAUUACCUGUUCAGAUCAAGAUCUUGAUGCUGUCGAAGAUACCCUUCUGCUUUCUCCAAAGAGAAACAAAAAGAUUGCUUUGAAAACAAGUUUCUCAACCUUAUGGAUGCUAUUUUCGGCAAAUAUGUGUAAAACCACCUUUUUGUUAUGGAUGUUAUUCUUUGGGAAUUCGUUUUCAUACUACGGGAUCAUAUUGCUAACAUCGGAACUGAGCAAUGGCGACAACGCAUGUACCUCGUUUACUUUACUCACAGCUAACGGUUCCGAUGAUGCUAUCUAUAGAGACGUAUUCAUCACCAGUUUGGCAGAGCUCCCGGGUCUGGUUUUUGCAUCUUUUAUAGUGGACAGAAUCGGCCGCAAGCAUUCAAUGGAACUCAUGUUCAUCAUAGGGUUUGUAUUCCUUCUACCACUGCUUUCGGUUCAAUCCGAGAUUUUCACAAUGGUUUCAUUAUUUGGAUCGCGUAUGUUCAUCAUUGGAACGUUCACCGUCGCCAAUAUAUAUGCUCCAGAGAUAUAUCCAACCGCUGUGAGGGCUACAGGUGUCGGAAUAGCGAGCUCCGUGGGUAGAAUAGGGGGAAUGAUUUGCCCUCUAGUGGCUGUUUCUCUGGUCAGCGAGUGCCAUCAAACGGCUGCAAUCAUUCUGUUUGAGGUUGUGAUAAUUCUUUCAGGUUUGUGUGUUAUGUUAUUCCCGCACGAAACCAUGGCCCGGGAACUGGCUGAUACGGUUUCUGAUCCCGUUUCGCCGAAGGAAGAAAAUGUUGAUGUAAAUUAGGAGGCAUCUAUUCAUUUACAGUGGUAGGUAGGUCAUUGGGCCUUGGUAUGAUAUUCGGCCUGUCUUACGAUUCGAAGGUUAUUACGAGCAAAUCAUAACCAUUCGAACAAACGCAAAUACAUGUGUGAUAAUGGUUAUAGAAUCUAUGUAUAGAAUGAAAAUUGUUGCAGUUUCAAAGUGCAAACCAUGGGCACUUAUUGAAAACAUAAUAUAUAUUGUUUAAUAUGUGAAAUAAAAAUUAUAUAAAUAA